This is a messenger RNA of Danaus chrysippus (African queen), 2103 nucleotides long. NCBI's taxonomy places the organism in Eukaryota, Metazoa, Arthropoda, Insecta, Lepidoptera, Nymphalidae. The record is from the annotation of a GenBank genome assembly.
AUGAGCUCUCGACAUAGAGAUAGAAGCCGAUCACGGUCGCGUGAUCGUGAUCGUCUUAAGGACAGGGAUAAGGGACGGGAACGGGACCGGGAUAAGGAUAGGGAUAGAGAGAGGGACCGGGAUCGGGAUAGGGAUCGAGACCGAGACAGGGAUCGCGACCGAGAUCGAGAGAGGGACAGAGACCGAGACCGAAACAGGGACCGGGAGAGAGACCGGGACCGGGAGAGAGAGCGGCACCGGUCGAAGAGGGAUAAAGACCGUGACAGAAGCCGCAGCCGCGACCGCCAUAAAGAAAAGAGACGCAGCCGCUCUCGAAGCAGGAGCAGGAGUCGCGGCAGGAAAUCAAAAGACAGGGAUGGUACAAUAGCUUUGUUGGAUCAAAUGGUGGGCACCACGACCAAGGCGACGGCUCGCCAGGUGGCCGUCCCCACCUCCAUGAACCCUGCCACACAAGCGGCCAUACUGGCAGCAGCGGCCGUGGCUCAGACGUUUGUGGCUCAGCGGCGGCUGGCGGCGCCCGUGCAGCCCGCGGCGGCGGCGGCGGCGGCCCUGUCCGCGGCCACCGCCAUCCCUCCGCCCACCUCCGUGCAGCAGAAGCUGGAACUGCUGCAGGCGCGCACCGAGGGCCGCUACAGGGACAAGCAGCCCGACCACCACCCCGACGACGACCACGACGACGGACAGGGUCCUCCCGGGGAGACGGCGGCCGAGCGCCGGGCCCGGCGGCGCCGCACUCGCUGGAUGGGCUCCGAGCACGACAAGACCUUCAUCCCGGGCCUGCCCACCGUGCUGCCCUCCACGCUCACUCGCGAGCAGGAGGAGCAAUACCUACUUCAGCUGCAGAUCGAGGAGGUGAGCCGCAAGCUGCGCUCGGGCGACCUCGGCAUCCCGGCCAGCGUGGACGAGAGGUCUCCGUCGCCCGAGCCGAUCUACUCCACGGACGGCAAGCGGCUGAACACGCGCGAGUACCGCACCAGGAGGAAGCUGGAGGAGGAGAGACACCGGCUCGUCACGCGCAUGCAUCAGAUCAACCCCGAGUUCAAGCCGCCGCCCGACUACAAGCCGCCCAUAGUCCGCGUGCACGACAAGGUGAUGAUCCCUCAGGAGGAACACCCCGACAUCAACUUCGUGGGUCUGCUCAUCGGGCCGCGAGGCAACACGCUCAAAGCGAUGGAGAAGGAGACCGGCGCGAAGAUUAUAAUAAGAGGGAAGGGCUCCGUGAAGGAGGGCAAGGUGGGACGGAAGGACGGCCAGCCGCUGCCGGGCGAGGACGAGCCGCUACACGCGUACAUCACCGCCACCAACGCUGACUGCGUCAAGAAGGCCGUCGAGAAGAUCAAGGAGGUGAUCCGUCAGGGGGUGGAGGUGCCCGAGGGACAGAACGACCUGCGCCGCAUGCAGCUGAGGGAGCUGGCGCAGCUCAACGGGACGCUCAGGGAGAGCGACUCGCCGCGCUGCGCCAACUGCAGCGCCGCCGACCACAAGACGUGGCUCUGUCCGGACAAGCCGAACGUGACCAACAGUAUCGUGUGCUCGUCGUGCGGCGGCGCGGGACACAUCGCGCGGGACUGUCGCGCCAAGAGGCCGGGCCACGCGCCGCCCGCCCUGCAUCACGACAAGGCUAAGAUCGACGAGGAGUACAUGUCGCUGAUGGCGGAGCUGGGCGAAGCGCCGCCCGGGGUCGGCGGGAGCUCCGGCCCGGCCGCCGCGCGCCGCACGCACGGACCCUUCGCCCCCGCGCCGCCGCCGAGAGCUAUCAUGCCGGCUCCUGGCAACAUGGGCGGGUUCCACGCGAUGUCUCACCCGCCGCACCCCCCGCACCCUCCGCCGCACGCUCCCUGGCUCGGCGCGGUGUCCACCGGAGCGUCCGUGAGCGCGGCCCAGCCCCCCCCGCCCGGCAGCGCGCCCCCCUUCCCCCCGCCGCCGCCGCACCAGACUGACGGCACCCUCCCGCCGGGUUCCUCGCCGCACCUGCCGCCGCCGCCAGGUAUGCUGGCCGGUGGUCCGUGGCGCGGGUUCGCCCCCCCUCCUCCCUGGGCGGCCCCCCCGCCCGCCGCUCUGUUCGCUCCUCCGCCGCCGCCCCCGCCGGUCUCCUCCGCAUGA